This is a messenger RNA of Anolis sagrei ordinatus, 7123 nucleotides long. RefSeq names its product plexin D1 (gene PLXND1). Gene Ontology annotation, biological process: regulation of cell migration; regulation of cell shape; endothelial cell migration. Gene Ontology annotation, molecular function: semaphorin receptor activity; protein binding. NCBI's taxonomy places the organism in Eukaryota, Metazoa, Chordata, Lepidosauria, Squamata, Anolidae. The record is from RefSeq and is a predicted model, not a curated record. Gene Ontology annotation, cellular component: semaphorin receptor complex; plasma membrane.
CAAAGAAGAAGAGGGCGAGGGGAAGAGGGAGCGCGCGAGGGGGGAGCGGCGCUGUCAGACUUCGGGGCGGGCUCUCCCUCCCUCCCCCCUCCCUCCUCUCCCCUCCCUCCGAGGUGUACCGCCUCCACACGGGCUCCCUCCGAGGCAAGCGGGUCUUUCCAAAGAGGCCAGCCAAGGAGAGAAGGGAGGAAGGAAGGAAGGAAGGAAGGAAGGGCUGCCUGCUUGCCCGCCCGCCCGCCCGCCCGCUCUCCUGCCGAUGGUUGGCCACCAGGGCUGGGGACUUCCCUUCCUGGCGGCGUCACUCGGGAGCCGCCGAGGCGUGCCGGGUCUUCCUCGGGAGCGCUCCCGCUUCUCCUCCUUCUGCUCCUUCUGCUGGAUGCUGGGCGCGCAGGAGAGCAGGCAGAGGCAGCGGCGCCGGGAUGGGCGCUGAGCAGCAGCAGCAGGAGCAGCAGGUGCCUGCUCCCUUCGGGUUCUUGCCUUCCUCCUGCUUCUCCCCCUUCUCCUUCUCCUUCUUGGUGUGCCUGGUGCUGGUGGUGUGCCUGCCGGGCGCGGGGCGGGGCCUGUCGGUGCGGAGCCGCUUCCCCUCGCCCACCUUGACCAACAACUUCGCCCUGGACGCCUCGGGCGGGCGGCUCUACUUGGCGUCGGUGAACCGCCUCUUCCAGCUCUCGGCGCCCAACCUGACGCUGGAGGCGGAGGCGGAGGAGGGCCCGCGCGAGGACAGCCCGCUCUGCCACGCGCCCCAGCUGCCCCAGGCCUCCUGCGAGCACCGCAAGCGCCCCACCGACAACUACAACAAGCUCCUGGCGCCCGACCCGGAGCAGGGCCUCCUCGUGGUCUGUGGCUCCGUCUACCAGGGCUUCUGCACGCUGCGCCGCCUCGACAACGUCUCCGCCCUGGCCGUGGCCUUCCCUCCCAGCGGGGGCGGGGGCGCGGAUGGCGCUGGGGGCGGCGGGGGCCCCGUGGCGGUCUUCCCCAGCAUGCUGAACGUGGCGGCCAACCACGCGGAGGCCUCGACGGUGGGGCUGGUGCUGCGCGGGCGGGCGACGCGUCUGCUUGUGGGCGCCACCUACACGGGCCUGGGCAGCCCCUUCUUCCCGCGCAACGCCUCCCUGGAGGACCACCGCUUCGAGAACACGCCCGAGAUCGCCAUCCGCGCCCUCGACGCCCGCGGGGACCUCUCCCGCCUCUUCACCUUCGACAUCAACCCCUCCGACGACAACAUCUUCAAGAUUAAGCAGGGCGCCAAGGAGCGGCACAAGCUCACCUUCGUCCGCGCCUUCCUCCACGCCGGGACCGCGCGCGGCGCCAAAGCCCCGGGGGCCGCCCCUCCCGCCGCCCCUCCCGCCGCCGCCGCCUACGCCUACCUGGCCCUCAACAGCGAGGCCAACGCGCGCGAGAAGGAGAGCCACUCGCACAGCCUCUUGGCGCGCAUCUGCCUGGGCGAGGCGGGAGAGGGCGGCGCGCCCAACGGGAGCACCGCCGGCGGGGAGACCAAGAAGUUGACCGAGUCCUACAUCCAGGUGGGCCUCCAGUGCGCCGCCCCCGCCCCCCAGGGAGAGCUCUACAACCGCCUCGUCUCCGUCUUCCCCGCCCGCGCCGCCUCCCCGCCCCAGGAGCUGCUCUUCGGCGUCUUCGAAAAGGCCCCCGCCUCCCCGCCCGCCCCCGGCGCCCCCCGCCCGCCCCCGCCCGCGGCCCUCUGCGCCUUCCGCUUCGCCGAGGUGGAGGAGGCCAUCCGCCAGGCCAGGAACUCCUGCUUCGUGGCCCCCGACGCCCGCCUCGUCACCGUCCUCGACAGCGUCGUCCAGGGCACCGGCCCCGCCUGCGAGCGGAGGAAGAUCCAGUUGCAACCAGAACAGUUGGAUUGUGGUGCGGCCCAUCUCCAGCAUCCCCUGUCGAUCUUGCAGCCUAUCAAAGCCAGACCAAUGUUCACUUCACCUGGAUUGACUUCAGUGGCAGUUUCUAGCAUCAACAAUUACACAGUUGUGUUUCUGGGAACAGCCAAUGGGAGACUGCUUAAGAUAAACUUCAACAGCUUUAUGGAUGUGAUGAGCAGAGAAUCAAUUACUGUUGCUUUUGGUGAGCCUGUCCACCCCAUCAUGCAGUUUGAUCCUUCUGAUUCUAGUUAUCUGUAUUUAAUGACAUCUCAUCAGAUCGCCCGCGUGAAAGUAGCUACCUGUGAUCAAUAUACUAUAUGUACCGAUUGUUUGGCUGCAGCUGAUGCUUACUGUGGAUGGUGCACCUUGGAGACCAGAUGUUCAUUGCAACAUGAGUGUGCUCAUUCUGAUGAACCCUAUUACUGGAUAAGUACCAGUGGAGGAGUACAGCAAUGUCCUUCAAUGACCAUUAUACCUUCAGAAAUAAACAUUGAGAAGGAAAACACGGCCAUGAUUAUUCAAAUGAAUGGGAGUAUUCCAAGUCUGAGCGGAAUGAAGAUGUCUUGUGACUAUGGAAAUAAUAUCGAAACUGUAGCUAAAGUUCUUUCACAAUCUUUGAACCAAUAUGUUUACUGCAAUUUUCUUCCCAGAGAAAAAUAUCCAGCCUUCCCAGCCAAUCAAGACCAUGUGAUUGUUCAAACAUCUGUAAAGGUUAAUGGCAAAAAUAUUGUGUGGGCCAAUUUCACCAUCUACGACUGCAAGAGAACUGGAAACAUUUAUGCCAAAACAGCGUGCAUUAGCUGUUUCUCAGCUAAAUGGAAGUGUCACUGGUGUACUAGGAAAUAUACCUGUGUCUCCAAUGCAACUGAAUGUGAGGAUUCGGUACAAAUGACUAACAGCACCGAUUGUCCACAGAUUGUGCCUGCCCCUCUUGCUCCUGUGUCAACCGGGGCUUCCCAGGACAUUGCCAUCACCUUGAUGAAUGCAGCUUUUAUAAAGGAUAUUCCUUUGGAAUGCCACUUUGAAACCGACAGGAUAUUUGAGGCCCAUUGGGUGAAUGCAUCUGCUGUUCUGUGCAGCAAUGUGCAGCUUCACACUUCAGACAAAAGCCACCUCUUUCCUGUGAACCUUCGACUAAAGGAAAAACCUGGUCGAUUUAUUGAUAGUCCCCAAAUGAUGACAGUGGAGAUUUAUAAUUGCGCGACUGGAAGUGCUGACUGUUCUCAGUGUCUUGGGAGAGAAGAUCUGGGUCAUCAGUGCAUUUGGAGUGACAGUAGUUCCAGCUGCAGACUAAACACAGAGGUCCUCCAGAUCCCAGGACCAUGCCCUCCUCCUGAGAUUAGGAAGAUUGAACCCUUGAACGGACCCUUGGAAGGAGGCACCUUGGUUACAAUACGAGGAAGAAAUCUAGGCCGUAGAUUCAGUGAUAUCGCUAAUGCUGUCAUAAUAGGUAACGUGAAAUGCACGCCACUCCAAGAAAGAUACAUCGUCUCUGAAGAAAUUGUAUGCUGGACUGGAGAAGCUGUAGCAGAAUUUUCUGAUGUGGUGACAGUUAAUCUAAGCAAAGAAGGAAAAUCCAGAGAACGGUACUCUUAUGUGCUUCCAGUAGUGAAGUUUAUAUCUCCAUCUGCUGGUCCUAAAGCAGGAGGAACUAAAGUAACCAUCACAGGAAGUAACCUCGGUGUUGGGUCUGAGCUCCGGGUUUUGGUUAAUGGCACAAAAGAAUGUACAGACCUCAGCCGAACUGACACCACCAUCACGUGCACCAUGCCAAGUGUGGAAUUUACUGCCACCGCAAGCGUCUGUGUCCAGUUUGAAAAUAAGUCUUGCAUUGGUGACAACAACAAUUUCAACUAUGAGAAAAAUCCAAGUAUAAUGGAUAUCAACCCCAAAAAGAGUCAGAUCAGUGGAGGCAGAAUCAUCACUGUGGAAGGAAAUGGAUUUUUGAUGGCUCAGAAUGUGUCUAUGGUUGUUCACACUAUUGGUAAAGAACCAACGAACUGUAAGGUUCACUCCGACACUGUGAUUACCUGCCCCUCUCCAGCUGCCUCCAAUCUCACUGGGAGCAAGCCAGCUUCAGUGGACUUCUACAUCAAUGGGCGCUUGUAUACAGACGACCACCAUUUCCCAUUUGACCAUUACGAGGAGCCUGUGCACAUUAGCAAGUUCCACUUGGAGUACUACCCAGACCCCCAGUUCUUCACAGCCAAGAAGGAGAAGUGGAUCAAACAUCACCCUGGAGAGCCCUUGACUCUAGUCAUACAUAAAGAACCGGACAACCUUGGCCUGGAAAGCAAUGAAUAUGAGGUUAAAAUUGGUCUGAUUUCCUGUGAGAUCCAGAUAGUUUCAGACAAAGUCAUUCAUUGCUCAGUCAAUGAAUCUCUGAGCACCUCAGAAAGACAGCUUCCUGUGACGAUCCAAGUUGGAAAAUUCAAUCAAACAAUUGCUAUGCUGCACCUUGGAGGAAGUGAGACAGCUAUCACAGUUUCCAUAGUCGUCUGCAGUAUCUUACUUCUGCUGUCUGUCGUAGCUCUCUUUGUGUUUUGCACCAAGAGCCGCAGGGCCGAGCGUUAUUGGCAAAAAACUCUGCUCCAGAUGGAAGAGAUGGAAUCCCAAAUCAGGGAAGAAAUCCGCAAAGGUUUUGCUGAACUUCAAACAGAUAUGACAGACUUGACCAAGGAGCUAAAUCGCAGCCAAGGGAUUCCAUUCCUGGAAUACAAAUACUUUGUGACACGGACUUUCUUUCCCAAAUGUUCUUCACUCUAUGAAGAGCGUUACAUUCUGCCUUCUCAGCACCUCAGUUCCCAGAUGGGGUCACAGGUUCAAGAAACUCACCCAUUGCUCUUGGGGGAAUGGAAAAUACCUGAAAACUGUAGACCCAAUAUGGAAGAAGGAAUUGCAUUGUUCUCCACUUUACUCAACAACAAGCACUUUCUCAUUGUUUUUGUCCAUGCCCUUGAGCAACAGAAAGAUUUUGCUGUUAGAGACAGAUGCAACCUAGCCUCUUUGCUUACCAUUGCGCUGCAUGGGAAACUGGAGUACUAUACCAGCAUCAUGAAGGACCUCUUAGUGGAUCUCAUUGAUGCCUCUGCCUCUAAAAAUCCCAAACUCAUGCUGAGGAGGACAGAGUCUGUGGUUGAGAAGAUGCUGACCAACUGGAUGUCCAUCUGCAUGUACAGCUUUCUCAGAGAAACAGUUGGGGAACCCUUCUUCCUCCUGCUCUGUGCCAUCAAACAACAGAUCAAUAAAGGAUCGAUAGAUGCCAUCACAGGAAAAGCCAGGUACACACUGAAUGAAGAAUGGCUUUUGAGAGAGAACAUUGAAGCAAAGCCAAGGAAUCUUAAUGUGUCUUUCCAAGGCUGUGGGAUGGACUCCUUGAGUGUUCGAGUCAUGGAUACAGACACUCUCAGCCAAGUUAAAGAAAAGAUACUUGAAGCCUUUUGCAAGAAUAUUCCAUAUUCCCAAUGGCCAAGGGUAGAAGACGUUGAUCUAGAAUGGUUUGCCACAAGCACUGACAGCUACAUCCUUCGGGACCUCGAUGACACUUCAGUGAUGGAAGAUGGCAGGAAGAAACUGAACACGUUAGCACAUUAUAAGAUUCCUGAUGGUGCCUCCCUAGCUAUGAGUUUAACUGAUAAUAAAGAUACCACUUUAAGUAGAGUGAAAGAUUUGGACACUGAAAAAUACUUUCAUUUGGUCCUUCCCACAGAUGAGUUGAAUGAAAAUAAAAGAUCUCAUCGGCAGAGUCAUAGGAAAAAAGUCCUUCCUGAAAUCUACUUGACCAGAUUGCUGUCCACAAAGGGCACACUGCAAAAAUUCCUGGACGACCUAUUCAAAGCCAUUCUGAGCUUCCGAGAUGAGAAGCCACCUGUGGCUAUCAAGUAUUUCUUUGAUUUCCUGGAAGAACAAGCAGAGAAACGAGGAAUCUCUGACCCAGACACAUUGCACAUUUGGAAAACGAACAGCCUACCUCUGAGGUUUUGGGUCAACAUUCUGAAGAACCCCCAAUUCGUCUUUGAUAUUGACAAAACUGACCACAUAGAUGCCUGUCUUUCUGUAAUCGCCCAGGCCUUUAUUGAUGCCUGCUCCAUCUCAGAUCUGCAGUUGGGAAAGGACUCCCCUACAAAUAAACUAUUAUAUGCCAAGGAAAUUCCUGAAUAUAGAAAAAUAGUUCAGAAGUAUUACAAACAGAUCCGUGACAUGCCACCUCUCAGUGAACAGGAAAUGAAUGCACACCUAGCAGAGGAGUCUCGGAAAUAUCGAAAUGAGUUUAACACCAAUGUUGCCAUGACUGAAAUUUACAAAUAUGCCAAGAGAUACCGCAAUCAGAUUGUGAGUGCGUUGGACUCUAAUCCCACAACACGGCGUACACAGCUGCAGCACAAAUUUGAGCAAGUGAUUGCACUUAUGGAAGACAACAUAUAUGAGUGCUGCAGCGAAGCAUAGGUGGCAAGCUGGACUUAUUUCUUCUCCCAUGUCUAGAAGUGACCUUCUCUAAAGUGCACUGUCUUAUGAGAAACACCCUUUCAAAGUAGCUGUGUGUCAAUAUGUAUCCUAUUGUAUGUAUAUGGUGACUAAGAAACCAACUUGAUGGUGAGUUUGGCCAGUCUCCGUGAGCCACCAGGUAAAGUGAAGGUUGCCCACCCAACAGCCUUGCAUCCUUUAUGUGAUCCGCACUGCAUGGCACCCAUGACGUAUUUGGUCUUUAAGACAGGGGCGUGAUAAUUGGGCCGCCAAAUGUAAUCAUUGAGCUCUGACUCUGAUUCGAACUGGUGGUCUUUUCCCUCAUUCAUUCUCCCAGAGAGACUGCUGUAAAGCAGAUAUCAGGAUAUGGAAAUAAUGCAGAGGUGGUUAAGAGAAAAGCAGAAGCACCUCGAGGAACAAUGAAUGGGGUUUCACAAUGCCCUUGGGGCAACAGCGGAGCUCCCUCAAACAGUGCCCCUCUUCCUUCUGUGUACUUUAAAUAUCAGGGAACCCAUUUACUGUACACAGUCUGCUGCAUUAGAUGUAUUUUGUGCCUUUUAUUUUUGUACUGUACAUGUUAAACAUAACCACACCUUCAUCCGAGGUUGGAAAAAGAGGUGGGAACCCACAGACAAUGUACUUGCUUCCUAAGUAGUCAUGACAUGUGAAAGCACUUUACCCCCAUGACGGAAAUGGCUGUUACCUUGCUGGAGGGAUCGUUAUUGUAUAGCAGACAAUGUCGGCGAAAGAACAAGUCGGUGCAGCUGUUCCCACUUCCCAAA